UUUGUAAGACCCUGUCAUUCUUUGGAGUCCUUGUUGUACAUAUUUAUUAUUACGUCCUACAGGCAGCACACUUGUCUCGUACCCUGUCUGCCCGUUGCUGUUUCUAUUCACGAAAUUUCUCACAAAGCAAAGCUGUCAAGGCUGUCCCCUCUGUUAACUGCUGUGAGAAGGGGGGUUCCUUGACUCAUGGCAUUUCAGCACUACUUUUCCCAGGAAUUGAAAACCACCCCAAAUUCUGUGACAGAAACAGAAAGUUCCAAUGGUUGUUUCGAUUGCAACAUCUGCUUAGACAUCGCACACGAACCGGUAGUCACCCUCUGUGGUCACCUUUACUGCUGGCCCUGCAUCUACAAGUGGCUACAUGUCCAAAGUGAUUCUCUCGCACCUGAUGAGCAUCCACAAUGCCCUGUUUGUAAGGUUGACAUAUCCCACAGCACAAUGGUCCCGCUGUACGGCCGAGGGCACGCCCCACGUGGUGGGAAAGCAUCAUGUUGUGAUCUAUUUACACCACCAAGACCACCUGCUUCAGGUGCUCAAGCUCUUUUGGGAACAUCAUCAUCAUCUCAAAAUUCUCAGCAGCAGCAGCAGCUUCAAUAUCGUAAUCCUUAUCAAGGUCAAUAUUUCAGCUCUCCUUUAUACCAAGAAGAAGAUGAUGAUGCCACUUCACAAAUGUUCAAUCUUGGUGCUUCAACCAUGACAACUCCAGGAUCCCACCCCCACCCUGUAGUAGGGAUGUUUGGGGAGAUGGUUUUCGCUCGAGUGUUUGGCAACUCGGAAAAUUUGUACGCCAACCCGAAUUCUCAUCAGUUGAUGAGAAGUAAUGGCUCUAGAAUGAGAAGGCAAGAGAUGCAGGCAGACAAAUUUUUGAACAGAAUUUCAAUUUUUCUCUUGUGCUGCUUUUUUCUGUGCCUUAUCUUUUUCUAAAUAUGCAGUUGAGAGUUGAGAUUGUUCUCUUUCCCUGUUGUAUACUUAAUAGAGUAGCAUGGUUGUAUGCUUUAAGAAUUUAUAGAUCGAGUGAAUUGUUAUAGGCUAUAUUUUAUAAGGUAACAUGGUUGUAUGGUUUAAGAAUUUGAUAGAUGGAAUGGAUUAUCAUAAGCCAAAUUUUUUAUA
Molecule: messenger RNA, 1110 nt
Organism: Lotus japonicus
Lineage: Eukaryota; Viridiplantae; Streptophyta; Magnoliopsida; Fabales; Fabaceae
Product: E3 ubiquitin-protein ligase RMA1H1-like
Exons: 2
Coding region: 187-924 (245 amino acids)
Biological process (GO): ubiquitin-dependent protein catabolic process
Cellular component (GO): endoplasmic reticulum
Molecular function (GO): ubiquitin-like protein conjugating enzyme binding; metal ion binding; ubiquitin protein ligase activity
Source: RefSeq, a predicted model, not a curated record